Molecule: messenger RNA, 1291 nt
Organism: Nipponia nippon (crested ibis)
Lineage: Eukaryota; Metazoa; Chordata; Aves; Pelecaniformes; Threskiornithidae
Source: RefSeq, a predicted model, not a curated record
GCCGUGCUGACCGCCCCGCCUAACCGGCCCCCCGCCCCUCGCAGGAUCCCCUGGUUCCAGUACCCCAUCAUCUACGACAUUCGAGCCCGGCCACGGAAAAUCUCCUCCCCCACCGGCUCCAAAGAUUUGCAGAUGGUGAACAUUUCGCUGCGGGUUCUCACACGCCCCAACGCUGCAGAGCUGCCCAGCAUGUACCAGCGCCUGGGCCUGGACUACGAGGAGCGAGUCCUCCCUUCCAUCGUUAACGAAGUGCUCAAGAGCGUGGUAGCCAAGUUUAAUGCUUCGCAGCUCAUCACUCAGAGAGCCCAGGUCUCUCUGCUCAUUAGGCGAGAAUUGACAGAGCGAGCCAAGGAUUUCAGCCUCAUCCUGGACGAUGUGGCUAUCACAGAGCUUAGCUUCAGUCGUGAAUACACAGCAGCGGUGGAGGCUAAGCAAGUGGCCCAGCAGGAGGCACAGCGCGCGCAGUUUCUGGUGGAGAAGGCCAAGCAGGAGCAGAAGCAGAAGAUUGUUCAGGCUGAAGGGGAAGCUACAGCUGCCAAGAUGAUAUCCUGCUUUGGGAGUUUUUGUGGGAUCUCUAGGAAUCCAGGCUACAUCAAGCUACGUAAGAUCCGAGCUGCUCAAAACAUCUCAAAAACGAUUGCUGGCUCGCAAAACCGUGUGUAUCUCGCAGCAGAUAACUUGGUACUGAACCUGCAGGAUGAGGGCUUCACCAGAGGAAGCGACAAUCUCCUACUCAAACAAGGGAAGAAAUGAAAGAAACUAAAGCCUCCUAGAACCGCCGGCGCUGACCAGCAGAAGAUACGAGUGAGGAGCUUUGAACUCCCUCCACGAGCAUUGUUUGCCCUCAGUUUGAAGUUGUUAAUCCAGUAGCCAGAUUUGGUUCCCAUGCCCCUGCUCCAUCUGUGGUGAGCCAGGUACGGGACUGGGCUCUGCCGCUAGGCAGCUGUAAUCCCUUUCUCACCCCACCAGUUAAAUUUGGGGAGGGGGCAAGGGUGCUUACUGGUAUUAACCCAUGUGGAUACAGUAAUUCACCUCUAAUCUUCAUUAAUUUUUAGAUUUCUGUAGGGUAAAAUGAGAAUUCCCUUUUUUUUUGGCCAAGUGAGGGAGAGUUCUGCCAUCGGCACCAGGCUUUUUUUCUAGUAAAUUUUGUUUCUCUUUCACCCUUGAUCCUAAGAGAACCUGGGACUGAAUUCAGGAAAAUGUCAUUCAUUGGGUGGCUGUCACUGCUGGAAUAUCUAUUUGUGUCACUGUCUGCUCAGUGAUUCUUUCAAACAUUUGUAAAAAUUAAAAA